AUGUUUCAACAAACCAACCCAGCUUUUGAGAUCCCGAAGGAAGGUUGGGGCGGCGUGGUGAAAAAUGAGGGCCCAGAUUUCUAUAUCGAAGUGGAGAAAGUGCCUGUGCCUGAAGUUGGCCCUAACGACGUCCUGAUCAAACUCAACUGCACCGGCCUAUGUCUCACUGACGUCCAUUGUAUGCUCAAUGAUUGGGGCACACCCAAAAUGUCCGCCUCUGGCAUUAAAUGCGCGGGUCACGAGGGUGCUGGAGUGAUCGUCAAGGUCGGAGAACGGGUCACAAGCUACAAGGUUGGUCAGCGAGCUGGUAUCAAACCUGUCCUUGAUGUUUGCCAUAUAUGCGAAUACUGCCGCAGUGGAAGAGAAACAUACUGCCAGAAAGCCGUCUUGGCUGGUGGUCAUGCCGAUGGUUCAUAUAAACAGUAUAUUAUAUCACCAGAACGCUACACUACUAUAAUUCCCGAUGGCGUUCCUGACUAUAUUGCUGGCCCAGCGAUGUGCUCUGCUUCGACAAUUUAUACUGCUAUCAAGAAUUCGGAGGUCAGGCCCGGUGAAUGGGCCGUUUUCCCUGGAGGUGGCGGCGGUGUCGGUAUCCAAGGUGUCCAACUGGCGGUAGCUAUGGGUAUCCGGCCUGUUGUAGUCGAUACCGGCAAGGAAAGAGAAGAAUUGGCCAAGAAGUACGGUGCGGAGUAUUUCGUCGACUUUAAGGAGGUGGAGGACCCUGUGAAGAAGGUCAUAGAGUUGACUGAAGGUGGUGGCCACGUUUGUUUCGUCACAGCGGUGCAAUCGUACCCAGUUGCUCUUGAUUACUUAGGCUCCCGUGUGGGUGCCAAGGUGAUGUGUAUUGGAAUCCCUGCGGCGGGAAAGUUCAACCUGGACAUCCCUCCGGCGACACUGAUCUACAAAGGUCAAUCCGUUAUGGGCACCUUUGUCAGCAGUUUGGUUGAUAUUGAUGAAACCUUGGCUUUCGCCUGCAGAGGUAAACUCCAUUUGGAGCCGACCGUGGUGGGCCUGAGCAAGUGGAACGAGUCUAUACAAAAGCUCAAGAAUGGUCAGGUUGCAGGGCGUAUCGUGGUUGACUUUAACCUACCAUAG
Molecule: messenger RNA, 1095 nt
Organism: Fonsecaea multimorphosa CBS 102226
Lineage: Eukaryota; Fungi; Ascomycota; Eurotiomycetes; Chaetothyriales; Herpotrichiellaceae
Exons: 10
Coding region: 1-1095 (364 amino acids)
Molecular function (GO): oxidoreductase activity; zinc ion binding
Source: RefSeq, a predicted model, not a curated record